UCCCAGAGAAAGACCAGUAGCCAGUGGAGGAGGAUGUCCCGCUUGGAAGGCACACCUCGUUGGCAGGAGGCCGGCGGUUGGAGCCCUCUAACUAUUGAGAUGACGAAGACCAACUCCCAACUUCUCACUGCAGAAUGCAGGCAACUAAUGUUGGAAAGUGAUAAGGCAUCCAAAAAAAUGCAGAAAGACACCAGCAAGAGACUGGAACAAAGGAUCCAAGAUAUCCAGUUCAUGAGGGGAGAGCUGGAACGGAAGCUGGAAGAGAUCAUUGUGGAGACUGAUGCCCUCGUCGUAUUUAAAACCCGUGUGGAGAGGGCCCUAGACGCCUGCACAGAACCUCUGCGGGUUACCAUACUCUGCCAAGAGGAGAGAAUGAAGCAAGCACCCAUUGAGUGUGUGCAUGAUGAGGUUGAGAAAGAGCUCCUAAAGGAAAAGGAGGUAAUUGAGGGAGUGGUUUCCCUACUGCAGCGUGUCCUAGAGCAAAUCAUUGAACAGAUACGUCUGAACCGUUCAGCCAAGUACCAUCUUGAGAAGGAUCUGAAGGACAAGUUUCAAGCCCAGUGUAUUGAUGAUUCCUGUACCUUGAUGGCCAACCAUUCCUUGAACCAUGACCAAAUGCCUGAAGAAAUUAAGAUCCUUCUACCAAGCGUGGAAAUAGGCCCAGAUGAAUGGGAGACCUUCUCAGAUGUUAACAUGGCCAAGGCAGAACGGGAGAGGACCAACUCUCUGUCCCUACGAGCCCUGGUGGAUUCACUCCUGGAGCAGACAGCUGAAGACAUGCAGAUGCAGCUCCAGUCCACUGCUUCAGCCAUCCAAUUUAAGAUCCAUGAGACCAGGGCUGCCAAGGGACAGAUGGAGGAUCAGCUAGCUAAGAUUUUGUCUGAGCUUGCCAGCCAGCAGAUAAAUAUGGAGGCCCUUAACAUGACCAUUGCUGAGAUGGAGAAUCCCCUGAAAGUGGCUCAGGCCCGUCUGUCUGCCAGAGGACAGAGGCCCGCCGCAGAGCAGUGUCACGACCCAGUACAGACCCACCUGCUCUUUGAGGUCCAGGAACUCACAGCUCACAUCAACAAAAUGCGUGAGGCUGUGUCUCGGUCAGAGAUGGAGCAAAGGAGUCUGACCCGCUGUCAGCUAGACCUGCAGGAGAGCAUUGAGAUCAAGGCCAGGGCUCUCUACAUCGACGAGGUCCUUUGCACCCAGCUCAGAGAACCCAUCAUCAUACAUAAAUUCUGA
This is a messenger RNA of Lampris incognitus (smalleye Pacific opah), 1230 nucleotides long. It is a transcript of the gene tekt1, whose product is annotated as tektin 1. Bases 34 to 1230 code for a protein of 398 amino acids. Gene Ontology annotation, cellular component: microtubule cytoskeleton; nucleus. The transcript is spliced from 8 exons. NCBI's taxonomy places the organism in Eukaryota, Metazoa, Chordata, Actinopteri, Lampriformes, Lampridae. The record is from RefSeq and is a predicted model, not a curated record. Gene Ontology annotation, biological process: cilium assembly; cilium movement involved in cell motility.